This is a messenger RNA of Opisthorchis viverrini, 432 nucleotides long. RefSeq lists its product as hypothetical. Lineage: Eukaryota; Metazoa; Platyhelminthes; Trematoda; Opisthorchiida; Opisthorchiidae. The record is from RefSeq and is a predicted model, not a curated record. The coding region runs from base 1 to 432 and encodes 143 amino acids. The transcript has 2 exons.
AUGUGGCCCGUCUCGAUGUCCCCAUCCAUGAAGACGGCGAUGAUCAGCGCAGCUGAGUUUGCUGGUAAGUCAAGUCAUUUUUUGAACAUCCUCUGGUUCGUCACGUGGUUGUCCGUAAAAGCCCUUCGAGGAAUUCGGUCGACUGGCACACGCAGUACGUGGCCAAGCCAGCGCAACCUAUGCAGUGUGAUCAGUUCAUCUAUCGGGGUUGUGUUAUUUCUCCCGAAUACUAUUCGACGUGUCAGUUUGCUAUCCACCGCUUUGAAACAAGCCAAUGAGAAUAUUUUUGUGGAAGAAAAUCAAUUCAUACACUCUUUUUCACCUCCAUAUGUGUGGAACAGCAUACGGCAUGUAACACAAUGCAGUCAUCAUCAUCAUCGAGAGAAUGAUAUUAGUGUUCAACACCGAUGCUUCACUGCCGUACAAACAUGA